This is a messenger RNA of Spodoptera frugiperda (fall armyworm), 2742 nucleotides long. RefSeq names its product glucose dehydrogenase [FAD, quinone]. The record is from RefSeq and is a predicted model, not a curated record. The coding region runs from base 129 to 1910 and encodes 593 amino acids. The transcript is spliced from 3 exons. Lineage: Eukaryota; Metazoa; Arthropoda; Insecta; Lepidoptera; Noctuidae. Gene Ontology annotation, molecular function: ecdysone oxidase activity; flavin adenine dinucleotide binding.
UGAAGUUCAUUCAUACUUUUCAAAAGUUGUAAACAAACAUAACCUAACACAAACGAUGAAUAAUUUCGAUUUUAUGAAAUAAAAAUGCCGUGCAUUUACUAAAUAGUAGUUUAUAAUGAUAAUUCACUAUGUUACCAGUACAUUGUUGUCAGUUUUUGUUAUUUAGUGUAUGUGUUCACAUAUCUACGUUGUUUAUAUACUUAGUUUACUACAGUGACUUACUAUCGACUGCAUAUUUUCAAGAAAUUAAACAGGAAUAUGACUUUAUCAUUGUUGGUUCUGGCACAGCGGGCUCUGUGAUAGCCCAUAGACUAGCAACAGAGACAAAUUAUACCUUCAUAGUGGUGGAAGCAGGUACCAGAAGUCAUGCAUUACUUGAAGCACCAGUGCUUGGCCCAUUCUUCCAUGGAUCACUGCUGGACUGGCAGUACCAGACUGUUCCUCAGGAACAUGCUUGUUUUGCUAUGAAGAAUAGAAGAUGUAAACUAGCUCAAGGCAAGAUUGUUGGAGGAUCAUCAAAGCUGAACAACAUGAUACAUGUCCGUGGCAACCUAACACACUACCAGAACUGGUUCCAUGGUAGAUACACCAAGGAAUACAUUGAAAAACAAUUUGAAUACAUAGAAAAUAAUAUUUUACACCUCAAUGAAGUACAGUAUGAAAGUGAACUAGCCAACACAAUAUUAGCAGCAGCUAAAGAAUUAGGUUAUACAAAUCUAGACAAAGAUUUUAAGCUAGGUUUCAGAAAAAAUAUAGUCAGUCAAAAAUAUGGAAAACGAUGGUCCACUUCUGACAACUUAGAAUCAAAACAUGUUAUAACAAAUGUAUUGGUAGAAAAAGUAAUUUUUAAUGGCAACACUGCUCGUGGCAUUCAAGUUCUUACAUUAGGUAAGCGAAGUAAAAUAUACGCCAGAAAAGGUGUUAUUUUAUCUGCUGGAGCGAUUAAUACACCAAAAAUACUACAAUUAUCAGGUAUAGGGCCUGAAAAACUACUUCAAUCUUUAGGUAUACCAGUGAUAAAAAAUCUACCAGUUGGUAGAAAUCUCCAAGACCAUAUAGGUACUGGAUUAGAUUUUGUAUUAUUUAAUAAAUCUGUUUCCAUUAGUGCUUUGGAUAUGAUUAAUCCAUUCCAUGUGUUAGACUAUUUUAUUAACGGAAAGGGUCCAUGGACCACGCCAGGGUGUGAAGUAAUUGGUUUCCUUUCUACCAAAAACCAGUCAGAACCAGAUAUACAAUUUAUGGUGCUCCCAGUAGGACUCUCCUCAGACAGAGGGAGUUUACUAAGAAAUAAUGUUAAUUUAAAAGAUGAUAUAUGGGAUAAAUAUUUCUCUAAAAGUUUUCACAGUUAUGUAGGAACUAUUCUACCUUUAAUAUUACAUCCUAAGAGUAGAGGCUAUGUUUUUAUUAAUAGUACUGAUCCCAGUUUACCGCCGUUAUUGGACCCAAAGUAUUUGUCUCAUAAGGAUGACAGAGACACCUUAAUUAAUGGUUUGAAACUAGUCAUGAAGUUUGUUAGUACAGAAGCUAUACAAAAUGUGGGAGGCUACAUUAACCAAAUAAAUUUUCCUGGUUGUGAAAAUUAUGAGAUUUUUACAGAUUCCUACUUUGACUGCUACAUAAAACAUUUGACAUUAACAAGCUAUCACCCUGUAGGUACUUGCUCUAUGGGGUUACCAGACUCUAAAAAUACGGUAGUGGAUACUUCUUUUAGAAUAUUAGGGGUGGAACAUCUAUAUGUGGCAGAUGCAUCGGUGUUGCCAACAUUGCCCAGUGGGAAUAUUAAUGCGGCUAUUGCAAUGAUGGCAAGCGUCUGUUUUGAGACUAUUAUUAAAGGUGAAACUAACAUUCCAAUUUGUGAUAGACGCGAUAGGAUUAAUGAAUAUUUGUUUAGAAUAUGUUUUGAUAGUUAAUAUUGAAAUGUACCUCUAGAAACCAGUAGAACUACUAACUAGUCAGAAUUAAAUACCUCUUCCUUAUAAUAGGAAAUUGACAUUUUCUCUGAAUUUAUUCAAUAAAAAAUGUUAUGUAAUUAUUUAUUUUAUGUUUGCAAUAUUAGCUCUUUUGUGAGGGGGGAAAUCAUUCAAAGCCUUCUCCCACCUAGGGUGAGACGAGAAGGACUGUCUGACUCUUACUGAGUUUCUAUUCUCACUCUUUGAGCCAGAGUCUACAAUGCAAUAUUAGCUCCAAAAUAGAGUUUAAUUGUAAAUAGUCCUAAUAAGUUUACAUGUAAAAAUAUUUUUUGACUUGUACAAGUUACAAGACAUAACUUCCAAUGUAUAUCUCAUAAACUAUGUGUCAUAUAGGACCUAUUAUACAAUAUACAUAGAAAUUGGUAAAGAAAAACAACAAUAUUAUGUUGUAACACUUUAUUGAAUAUAUUAAGGACACUUCUAAACAUGAAAUCGCGUAGUUUUGAGCGUCAAUUUCAAAACAACCAUUUUUAAUACCAAACAAUUUCGGUACGAUUUAUUUAAACACAUAUUUCAGAAGAAAUGUUUUAUUUUUUUAUUUAGUAUUAUAAUAUGAUAUGAAUAGGUGUAAAAAUGACUACUUAUUUCAUUUACAACUGUUUUAAAUCGUACCAAAUUGUAAUAAAUAAGUUUUGACUAAUAAAGAUUAGUACACAGUACUUCAACUUAAUUUUUAUAAUAAGAAAUUUAUAUUUGUGCCACAAGAAAUUAUUUUGAAAUAAUUAUACAUUAUCGUUUGUAAGUUAUACAAAAUAAAUUACAAUUAUACAUA